AUGAAGGGCUUCAUGACCGUCCGAUUUGACCAUGUCAACCCUGCGUCUGAAAAAGCCAACAAAGAUGAUACCCGACGCUCUCUCGCGGGGCUAGAUUACUCCCCCCUGCCCAGACUGACCAUGCGGUCACUGGCGAUGGGUGCGCUCGUCAGUAUGGGCGGACUAAUUUUCGGCUACGACACCGGCCAAAUCUCCGGAUUCCUAGAAAUGGACGACUUUCUCAACCGUUUCGGCAUGAGACACCCCGAAAACGGAGAAUUGUACUUCUCCGCCGUGCGCUCCGGCCUCAUCGUCUCGCUCCUCAGCAUCGGCACGCUCAUCGGCGCACUGACAGCCGCCCCUAUCGCCGACCGUAUUGGCCGCAAGCCCUCCGUGUCGAUAUGGUGUCUCGUCACGUCCAUCGGGUUCGUGGUACAAAUUGCCGCCGUGUCGGCGUGGUAUCAAGUCAUGAUUGGGAGGUUCAUCGCUGGUCUGGGCGUCGGCGCGCUCAGUCUCCUCGUGCCGAUGUAUCAGGCUGAGACGGCGCCGCCCUGGAUCAGAGGAGCGAUGGUGUGCGCGUACCAGCUUUUCAUUACGAUGGGCAUUUUCCUCGCUGCGACGUUCAACUACGGUACUUAUACGCACCAUCGUCAUGACUCGGCGAGCUGGAGGAUCGUCAUUGGUCUGGGCUGGAUCUGGACGAUUAUCCUGGGCGUGGGAAUUUUGGCUUUCCCUGAGACGCCGCGAUAUGAUUUCCGUAAUGGGAAUGCUGAGAGGGCGAAGGAGACGCUGUGCAAGGUAUAUGGCACGACGCAGAACCAUUGGGCUGUGUACACGCAGAUUGAGGAGAUUGAGUCAAAGCUCAAUGCGGAAGAUAAGGUCAAGCAUGGUCCUGUCAAGGAGUUCAUCACCAUGUUCAAGGCACCGAAGAUGGCGUACCGAAUUGCGCUCGGCGUCGCUCUCCAAAUGUUCCAGCAGUUGACCGGUGCGAAUUACUUCUUCUACUACGGCACCACCAUCUUCAAGUCCGUCCAGAUCAGCAGCUUCAUCACGCAAAUCAUACUCAACACGAUAAACUUCCUCGUCACCUUCAUCGGCCUCUACAUCGUCGAGCACUACGGCCGACGCAAGUCGCUCAUGGCCGGCUCAACAUGGAUGUUCAUCUGCUUCAUGAUCUUCGCCACCGUCGGGCACUACCGCUUCGACCAGAAGAACCCUGAAAACACACCCACCGAGGGCAUCGUCCUCAUCGUAUUUGCGUGCCUCUUCAUCCUCGGCUUCGCCACCACCUGGGGACCCAUGAUCUGGACUAUCCAGGCGGAGCUGUUCCCCUCGCGGUACAGGGCGAAGGGCAUGGCUCUCGGCACGGCGUCCAACUGGAUCUGGAACUUUUGCAUCGGUUUCUUCUCGACGUUUAUUUUUAACGCUAUUGAUUUCCAGUAUGGGUACGUGUUUGCCGUGUGUAAUGUUAUUGGUGGCUUGAUUGUGUUCUUCUUUGUUAUCGAGGGUCAGGGCCGUACGAUCGAGGAGAUUGAUACGAUGUAUUUGGAGGGUGUGACGCCGUGGAAGAGCUCGAAGUGGGUGCCGCCGCCGGCUGAGCAUAUGGCACGUAUUAGGAGGGAGGCUGGUGUUGAUCUUGAGACGGCGGCGGCGGCUAGUGAUGGUGGUUUGAGUGGUGAUACGAGGACCGAGGCUCAUAAGGGGCCGGGGGAUGAGUCGCCCCGUCACGAGGAGAGGGUGUAG
Molecule: messenger RNA, 1722 nt
Organism: Pochonia chlamydosporia 170
Lineage: Eukaryota; Fungi; Ascomycota; Sordariomycetes; Hypocreales; Clavicipitaceae
Product: MFS monosaccharide transporter
Exons: 2
Coding region: 1-1722 (573 amino acids)
Biological process (GO): transmembrane transport; carbohydrate transport
Cellular component (GO): plasma membrane
Molecular function (GO): carbohydrate:proton symporter activity
Source: RefSeq, a predicted model, not a curated record